This is a messenger RNA of Racocetra persica, 879 nucleotides long. The record is from the annotation of a GenBank genome assembly. NCBI's taxonomy places the organism in Eukaryota, Fungi, Glomeromycota, Glomeromycetes, Diversisporales, Gigasporaceae.
GGCUUUAUUUAAAGAUUUUAUUAAACCAAUUCUUGAUAAUAUUCGUCAAUUACAAUCUGGAAAAAUUAUAAAUACUUUGGAAGGAGAAAUAUGGCUUAUUGGUAGAUUUGGCUAUAUUAUAGCCGAUUUGUCCCAAGGUAAUGACCUUGCUAGUGUGCUUAGACAUAAUGCAAAUUAUGGUUGCAGAACUUGUUCUGUAUCUACUGUACAACAAACAAACUAUGCUCGUCGACAACUAUCUAGUCAAUAUGGACUUAGUGCAAAGCCAAUUCUUGAUACUCUUUAUUGGGACAGACAUUUACAAUCACUGCAAGAUGCUUAUCAUACACUUGCUGGUAAAGCUACACGUUUUCUAGAUAUAACUCUUAGAUAUUUAAAUACUAAUAGAGAAGUAGCUUGGCUUAAGUAUUGGAAAAGUAUUAAAAAACCAGCAAGAUGGUCACAGAUGCCAAAUCUGCUAACCUAUUAUCAUAGUUUUAUAUUUUCAGAUACUUUAUGCUUGGCAAUGUUAAUACCAUUUAUUUUAUGUUACUUUUUAUCACCUUCAUAUUUAAAGGCUGAAAUAAUUGAAUAUUUAAAAAAUAUAUAUAAGCUUACUCGUAAUGAUUAUGCUAUUAUUAAACUAAUAGAACUUUGGGUAGUUGAAGUAAAACUACUUAAGUUGGCUUUCUCAACAACAAUGACAAAUGACACUUAUAAGAAGCUUUGCAGUUUGUUUGAAAAAGAACGAAUUGGUUUUUUAAAGAUUUUUCCUGACAUAUUUGAAAACUUACCUAAUAAUGUAAAUGUCCAUUUGCCACAACAUGCUCAUACAUUUGCAACUCUUGUGAACACAUCUGUUGGAGUCAAAGAAAUGAUACACGAACAUACAAAAAUAUG